UCUUGGAAUUGCUAGGCCAAAUAGAAGAAGAGGAUGGAAAAGGAUACAAUUAUAGCAAGCAAUUCCGAGAUGAAGGAUGAGAUGAAGUCGGUCCAGAAUGGGGAGUCUCGGGAGGAAGACACAGAGCACGGUGGCCACGUCAACACUGCUCAGCAAGAAAUGAACAACAACAAAGUGACAACAAAAGUUAAUCCUGAUUCUUCAGCCCAUUCAGUAGUAUUAGAUGUGGAAAAAGAUUCCAAUGACUCAGCUGCACCAGGUGUGACUGAGGUGAAAACUGAGACUGAUAAGUCUACGGCGUCUGUUAUAGUAAGAAAAACAGGACAACACAAGGAUGGGGAUGAGGUAGGGAAAGAUGACAAGGAACGAACAACCAGUGAAGCUGGAAAAGCAAACAAAAGACAAGCUAAGCCAGAACGAAGAGCAGAGACACCUUUAACAGAAGAACAAAAUACUAAUGCUAAUGCUACAUUGACAGCUGGAAAAAAGAGAAGGCAGACGGAGGUAAAAAUGGAUGCUAAUCUAGAAAGCCCUGAUGAAGGUGUGACCAGUUCAGAAGCUCCAGCCACAAAGAAAAGAGUGGGAAGGCCGAAAAAAGAACUGUCAGAACCCAGUGGUAGCAAGACCCAACACAACAAUAGUGAUAAAAUUACAGAUAAUACUGAAGUAGAGACAAAGAAAAAAGGACCUGGGAAGAAAGUUGUUAAAGAGGAAUCUAGCUCACAAAGUAAUGAAGCCAAUUCUGAGUCAGCUGUUCUGAAUAACAAGAGACAGAGGUCUAGACAAAAGAUGGAAGAUGGAUUAAGUUCCAAGAAGCCUGAAGAGGGAAGCAAAGACAAUAAGAUUACAGCAUGUAGUCCCAAGAAGGCUAAGAAAGAAAACCAAGAUACCCAGAUUAAAGCUGAACCUGACAAAAAGCGGGGGAGGGGUAAUAAGACCGAGACACACAAAGACACAGUGGUGCAAGAUCCAGCUGAACCAGAGAAAAAGAGAGGAAGGGGUAAUAAAGUAGAGACUCAUAAAGACACUAAGAUGGAAAAUCCAGUUGAAUCAGAGAAGAAAAAGGGGAGGGGAAAUAAAUCAGAGACACACAAAGCCACAGGGAUGGAAGAUCAAAUUGAACCAGACAAGAAAAGGGGAAGGGGUUAUAAAACAGAGACUCAUAAAGACACAGAGAUGGAUGAUCAUUCUGAACCAGAGAAGAAAAAGGGGAGGGGUAAUAAAACAGAGACACACAAAGAUACAAUGGUGCAAGAUCCAGCUGAACCAGAGAAGAAAACGGGGAGGCCAAGUAAAACUGACACUCACAAAGACACCGGGAUGGAAGAUCCAGCUGAACCAGAGAGGAGAAAAGGAAAGGGUAAUAAAAAUGAAAAUUACAAAGACUCAGGGGUGGAAGAUCAAGCUGAACCAGAGAAGAGGAGGGGAAGGGGUAAUAAAACUGAGACUCACAAAGACACAGUGCUGCAAGAUUCAGUUGAACCAGAAAAGAAAAAAGGAAUAGGUAAUAAAAAUGAGAAUCACAAAGACGCUGGGGUGGAAGAUCAAGCUGAACCAGGCAAGAAGAGGGGAAGGGGUAAUAAAAGAGAGACUCACAAAGAAACUGGAAUGGAUGAUGCCGCUGAACCAGAGAAGAAAAAGGGGAGGGGUAAUAAAACAGAGACACACAAAGAUAAAAUGAUACAAGAUCCAGCUGAACCAGAGAAGAAAAGGGGAAGGGGUAAUAAAGCAGAGACUCAUAAAGACAAUAAGGUGGAAAAUCCAGUUGAACCAGAGAAGAAGAGAGGAAGGGGUAAUAAAACAGAGACUCUCAAAGACAAAGGGGUGGAAGAUCAAGCUGAACCAGAGAUGAAAAAGGGAAGGGGAAAGAAAAGCGAGACUCACAAAGGCACUGGGUUGGAAGAUCAAGCUGAACUAGAAAAGAAAAAGGGGAGGGGGAAUAAAACUGACAUUCACAAAGACACUGGGACGGAUGAUCCAGGUUCUAAAGUUAAAAUGGGUAAAAAUCAAAAACAAGCUGCAAAGGCAAAUAGAACUUCAAAAUGGGAAAAGAAUGUAGCAAAGUACAAAUGGGCAAAUAGUGCUAAGGACAAAUAUGUAGGAGCCCAUGUAUCCAUUACAGGAGGGCUAUAUAAAGCUGUUCUGGAAGCAGAAGAGUUAGGGGCUAGAGCAUUUGGGUUGUUUUUGAGGUCUCAGAGACAGUGGGCCAGCAAACCCCUCGAAGACGCAGUGGCUCAGAGGUUCAAAGAUAUCUGUAAAGAGUAUGGCUAUCCCCCUCAUGUGAUUGUCCCCCAUGGUUCGUACCUGAUGAACUGUGGCUCACCUGAUGACAUCAGUCUACAGAAGAGUCGAGAUCUACUCCUGGAGGAACUCCAGCGAUGUGAGAAGUUAGGCCUCAACAGGUUCAAUUUUCACCCAGGUUCUACAUGUGGAAAAAUUUCUGUAGAGGAAUGUUUGGACAGGAUUGGAGAGAGUAUCAACCAGGCACUGGCAAAAACAAAAGGUGUCGCUGCAGUGAUUGAGAACAUGUGUUGCCAGGGAAGCACUGUGGGAGGGAAGUUUGAGGAACUGAAGGGAAUUAUCAGCCGAGUCCAUGACAAAAGCAGGAUCGGCGUUUGUCUGGAUACCUGUCAUAUGUUUGCUGCAGGUUAUGAUAUUUCAACAGAAAAGGGAUACCAGAACAUGAUGGAAGAAUUUAAUCGUGUUGUUGGUCAGAAGUAUCUGAAAGCCAUACACCUGAAUGACAGUAAAGGUGAAGUUGGCAGUCACCUGGAUCGGCACGAGAACAUUGGAAAAGGUAUGAUUGGUAAAGCUGCCUUCCAGCGAAUAAUGAACGACGCUCGCCUGAACAACAUUCCCAUGAUUCUAGAGACGCCAUGUGCUGAGGAUGAAACGUACGAGAAAGAAGUUCGUAUUCUCUACUCCAUGUGUAAGUGAGGAAUGUACAAUGAUCCAAGUCUGCAGCAGUGUUGGUAUAGAUGCAUGUAGAUGUGUAUGUACUUGGAUGUGAACCUGGAUUUUCUAUUCAUUUGUGAUGAUGAUGUACAAAAUAAAAAAUACAGCAUUAUUA
Molecule: messenger RNA, 3070 nt
Organism: Saccostrea cuccullata (small rock oyster)
Lineage: Eukaryota; Metazoa; Mollusca; Bivalvia; Ostreida; Ostreidae
Product: protein hsr-9-like
Exons: 7
Coding region: 34-2937 (967 amino acids)
Biological process (GO): base-excision repair
Cellular component (GO): mitochondrion; nucleus
Molecular function (GO): DNA binding; phosphoric diester hydrolase activity; zinc ion binding
Source: RefSeq, a predicted model, not a curated record